Linderina pennispora is the source of this 726-nucleotide messenger RNA. RefSeq lists its product as uncharacterized. The transcript has a single exon. The coding region runs from base 28 to 717 and encodes 229 amino acids. Lineage: Eukaryota; Fungi; Kickxellomycota; Kickxellomycetes; Kickxellales; Kickxellaceae. The record is from RefSeq and is a predicted model, not a curated record.
CCGCUAACGCCGGAGAACAUCAACCGCAUGCAGGAGCAGAUAUCUCAGCAUCAUUUGGCUAUUGCCUCAGUAGCUGCACUGACUGAGAAAAUUGUUCCAUACCUCGACGAGGCUAUCGCCCUGUACACGUCGGUUUUGAACGGUGAGUAUCCGGUUGAGAAGGAUGAGUCACAGGUCCAAGCUGCCCUGUGUGCUUUACCGCACACGAACGUGCCAGCUGUGAACACCGUGAACAGUAUCCAGCCUAGUGUAGAUUUCGACCUAGUCAAGUUUGCCCACAGCCCGGAUGGCUACAUCAAUGAGUUUAUUGCUUCAGGCUUGAAGGACCCUCAUGCGGACAACACUGCCAAGCACACGUUUUUGCUUUCACAUUCACCUCCUCUGCUCAGGUACUUUUUGUCCAAUGAGGCCAAUUUUGUUGAUAACUGGGACGGCUUUACGAAAAAGGCUCGUGCUGCAUUCAGGCGUGCUGCUGCAAUUGGCACGAUCAUCAAAGAAAGGAAUGAGGUCGCCGGCUUCGUCGACUGCAACAGCAUCUUCAAGCUUCGCAAAAUGAAGUAUGGAAACGUUUGCUCCGAGGUCAACAUCUUUUCGAGCAUCUGCACCGUGGCCCAGCAACAAGUGAUUGUUGAAGCCCUGGUGAAAGAAGGGAUCUUCAACAUUACCCAAGGCGGCCUGGCUAGGGCCAUGCGCCGCUUGCCGACCACUUCCGCCUAACCAAACUCA